AUGAGGAUAUUUUCUCAAGGAAGCUUUCGUUUGAAAACAUUUCUCAAAGGGAAAUGGUUGUUUCUUGUUACCCCCUUGUUGUUCUUUCCUCUGAUCAGAUAUUUAAGCCAAUACAAUGUUGAACAUUGGUAUUCUGCAAAUUUAAAUGACCAGUCCUUCCUCAUGCUGCCCAACAGCAGCUGUGACACCAGUCCCCCAUUCCUGGUCCUUCUGGUCACCAGUGCCCAAGACCAGUUGAAAGCUCGCUCGGCCAUUCGCCAGACUUGGGGGCGAGCGCGGACAACGCAUGGCAAGAGGGUGGUGAGCUAUUUCCUGCUCGGGUACAGCCAAGAGCAUCAGGAGCAACUGCUGAAAGAAAGUUCACUGCACAAGGACAUCAUCCAAAAAAAUUUCACCGACACUUAUUACAACCUGACCACCAAGGUGCUGAUGGGCCUGGAAUGGGUGAGCCGAUUCUGUCCAUCCACCUCCUUCGUGAUGAAAACCGAUUCCGACAUGUUUGUCAACACCGAUCACCUGACCAAGCUCUUGUUGGGAAUGAAUCACACGGAUAUCUUCACCGGCUUCAUCAUGAGGAAUUCUGGAGCUAUCAGGGACAAAUCCAGUAAAUGGUACGUCAGUGAACAGGAAUAUGCUCAGGAAACAUACCCACCAUUCUGCUCCGGCACUGGGUACGUGCUUUCGGCUGAUGUUGCCCACCGAGUGUGGAAUAUUUCCAGGAUGGUCCCCCACUUUAAACUGGAGGAUGUUUACGUUGGGCUGUGCUUGGCGGAGUUGAAGAUCACACCAGUGAAAAUCCACUCGCAGCAGAAGUUCCACAAUUGGAAUGUAAAGUUUUCUGUUUGCGGCUUCCGUAAACUCGUCACCUCUCACAGGGUGAAACCCUACGAGCUGCUGAUCUACUGGAAAGCACUGGAGGAUGCAGCAGACGAGGCCUGUCCUGGAUAUGGGUGA
Molecule: messenger RNA, 954 nt
Organism: Carcharodon carcharias (great white shark)
Lineage: Eukaryota; Metazoa; Chordata; Chondrichthyes; Lamniformes; Lamnidae
Product: beta-1,3-galactosyltransferase 5-like
Exons: 1
Coding region: 1-954 (317 amino acids)
Cellular component (GO): membrane
Molecular function (GO): N-acetyl-beta-D-glucosaminide beta-(1,3)-galactosyltransferase activity
Source: RefSeq, a predicted model, not a curated record